AUGGACACGCAUGGCGAGAGCACAGUGAGCGAGAGGGAUGCUAGGGGCUCCCCGAAGCACGAUGCGUCUGCAACGCGAAGCCGAUCUCCUUCCGACACGAUUCAAGACGAUCACGACCAAGCUCAUUCAAACAGUGAUGAUAAUUCCGAAGGCAGCGAUGGAAGAACCGAAGAAGGAGAGAACGAGGAAGAGUCCGAUGAGGAGGACGAAGAGCCUCGGCUGAAAUACGCCUAUCUUACGAAACACUUAGGCUCUGUAUAUCGCAACGGCGAUGCGACCAGCACCUUCCUUGUGGCGGGAGACAAAAUGAUCGUUGGAACCCAUAAUGGUGUCAUUCAUGUCCUUUCGUUGCCUUCGCUACAGCCUCUCCGAGUAUACCAUGCACAUUCAGCGAGUGUUACGUCUGUCUCCAUAUCCCCAUUCCCGCCCCCUUUGCCAAGUUUGAAACCCGAAACUUCUGGCAAGGCGGCGACGGAGGAUCCCCGGCCUCCGACGCGAACUUCCACAAAUUCUGGCAGCAUUCGCGGCCAUCCAAGGCCGAACCAACACGCGCCCGUUCCGGUGACUCCAUCUAAUUCGAUUUACAUUGCCUCUGCCUCAAUCGACGGAAACGUAUGCAUAUCAUCGUUGGUCGACCCGAAAGAUAUUCUGAAACGGAACUUUGGCCGGCCUGUCCAGGCCGUAGCUCUCUCCCCAGAAUACAAGAAUGACAGGGCAUUUAUUUCCGGAGGUCGAGCUGGGGAUCUGGUUCUUACUACCGGCGGCCGAGUCGGGGUCAGUUCAAACGCAACUACCAUGGGUGGAGCAACAGCAACAGCGUCGAGCUGGCUGGGGUCAAUGGGUUUGGGAGCCAAUAGCGGUAAAGACACCGUACUGCAUAGUGGCGAAGGCACGAUUAGUACUAUUCGUUGGUCUUUGUCCGGGAAGUAUGUUGCUUGGGUAAACGAGGAGGGCAUCAAAAUAAUGCGGUCAAACCUGCAUCUCGAGACCUCAGAGUCGGAGUUUGCCUGGAAGCGAAUAAGCCACAUUGACCGUCCGAACCGACCGGGCUGGGAGGAAAUGGCCGGUGUCUGGAAAGCACGCGCAGAAUGGAUUGAUCAGUCUGCUCUGUAUGACGAAGACAAUCUCGAACCUGACCUCACAACAACAUCGCAAAAGCCGUCGUCAGUUCGUAUUUCCGAGAAUAUUGAAAAACUGGUCGUCGGCUGGGGGGAACUGUCUGGGUCAUUGAUGUAUACCCGGACCGCGCCUGUAAAUCUUCGAAGGGCGAGAGAUACGGUUCCGCGGAAGUGGCCACAAUAUUGUGUGAUAUCGGGUAUUUCUUUGUAUUCACCGCGCCUUCUUGUGGUUCUUGCGUUCAUCGAAGUCGAAGAUGACUCGCCUGAAAGCAACAGGAGAAGUUCUGGCCGCGGCCUGAAACAGAAGGGACUGGAGCCUGAACUUCGUAUUAUCGACAUCGAAACCAAAGAAGAAUUAAGCGCGGACACACUUUCUGUCAAUCGCUUUGAGGGUCUGACUUCAUCGGACUACCAUUUGAGCGUAUUGCCUCCAUGGAAGACCCCAGAGGGGCAAGUUGUCCAGCGGGGAGCUCUCGGGGCCCUUGGACACGGGUUACUGGAUGCGACAAUGUAUUCAGCACGCCUUUUCAGCUCUGGCGCCAGUAUCCGCAGCACAACGAGCAGCGGUGAUAAGGGAUCCAUCAGAGCAUCUCCAUCUUUCGCCUCUAGGAGUCUAUCUGCCGAUGACGCACUCCCCAAAGAAGUUCAGGAUGUCUCCGGAGCACCAGGUGCGAAAAUAUUCGUGCAUAGCCCAUUCGACUGUGUUGUCGCCGUGAAAAGGGAUAUUUCCGACAGAAUUUCCUGGCUUGAUUCUCAUGGCCGAUAUGAAGAGGCAUGGCACCUUGUCGAUAAGAAUCCUGAAGCAGUCGUCUCGUCACUUGAUUUACCUGAAGUGGUUUCUGGGUCCGUGAGAUCUCAAAGCAGCCUGGGCGACUUCUUUGAUGACGAUCAAUCGUCUGUAAUAACUGCUGGCCGAGCGAAGACCUCCGCCGCCGAUCGAGAAAAGGCUCGUCUUGGCGAAAGCUGGGUUGAACAGCUUAUCGGCGAGGAAAAAUGGAGGGAGGCUGCCGAGGUCUGCAGCAAGGUAAUGCGCAAUUCCACACGAUGGGAACACUGGACAUGGGUGUUCAUCAAGAAAGACAAGGUCGAUGAGAUCACUCCGCAUAUCCCCAUCGACAUGCAUCCGUCCCUGUCGUCCUCAAUCUACGAUUUCAUCCUCACAUAUUAUGUUACUCGAGAUCUCAACAGGUUCAAGGAAUUGGUCGACGAAUGGCCUUCCGAACUGUUCGACUCAAACAAUGUGACGUCUGCAAUUGAAGAACAACUCAAGGCAGACACCGUACAGUCGGACUCCGAGGAAUGGCACAUGUUAACAGAUUGUUUAGCGAGGCUUCUCCUGGUCGGCGGCCAUUACCGCGAAGCUUUGCACUGCUACAUUCGCUUGCAGGAUGCAGAUACAGCAAUGUCCUUGGUUUUAGAGCAUCGGUUGGUGGAUUCCGUGUCUGAUGAUAUCCCCGCCUUCAUCCUGCUUCGCGUCUCCAAGGAACAGCUGAGAUCUCCCUCGACGACAAUAGCUCAACUGGAAGAGUUGACCGCAGAGCCAAUUCAACUUCUCGCCAGCGAAGCCUAUACUGGUAUUGUACGCCCUGAAACUGUGGUGUCGCAGCUGAAGGCCGCCAAUCGCUUUCUCUUCCUUUAUUUCUACCUUCGUGCGCUAUGGCGUGGCGAGUAUCUUUCACAUGAGGCCUCAAAACCUCGACGAGGCCGUGGAGCCCACACCCGCGACGCCGCUAGCAAAUUGGCUGCCGACGAAGGAAAAGCUCUGAUCGAUAAUUUCGCAGACACGGCCGUGGAAGUCUUUGCAGAAUAUGAUCGGCCUCUACUUAUGGAUUUUCUGCAGAAGAGCAUUUCAUACACUUUUGAGACUGCCACCUCUAUAUGCGAGCAACGCCAUUAUAUCCCAGAGUUGAUUUACCUGCUAUCAAAGAUGGGUCAGACUAAACGAGCCCUAAAUCUGAUCUUGUCAGACCUGAAAGACGUAUCCCAGGCGAUUUCAUUUGCCAAGUCACAAGAUGACCCCGAUCUUUGGGAAGAUCUUCUCGAUUAUUCAAUGGACAAGCCGAAGUUCAUCCAUGGGCUACUUGUCGAGGCGGGAACGGCGAUUGAUCCAAUCAAACUCGUUCGUCGAAUCCCAAGCGGGCUUGAGAUUGAGGGUCUUCGGGAUGGUCUCACUCGGUUGAUCAGAGAGCAUGACUUGCAGGCGAUCAUCAGUCAAGGUGCGGCCCGCGUCAUGCAAGGCGAGGUUGCACAGGGCAUGGAUACGCUGCGCAAAGGUCAACGUCGCGGUAUUAAAUUUGAUAUCAUCGACGACGCUGGAGCGGAAGGUCAAGCAGACAUGGCGGUAGAGGCCUCUAGCGCCGUGAAGUUAGGCGGUCCGGGGCAAGGAAAGUGCGGCGGAUGCCAUGCUCCCUUUCAAGCAAACGAACGCGAGAUUCUCAUCGGUUUUGCAUGCGGCCAUGUUUUUCAUCUAUCGCAUUUGCGUUCAGAGGCAUCGCGGCAGCAAUCAAGUACAAGCAGCCCCGAUGGAUCGGCCGACCAUACACCUAGACCCUCAUCGCCAUCCGAGGAGCCGUCUUCGUCGACUGCCUCUCGCACUGUUGGCCCCAAGGUGACGACUGCGCGGCUUCUCCGCGAGAAGAUAGGCGACGGCUGCAGGAUUUGCGCUCUCACAAGGAAAAUUGAUUCGCUUGGCGUCGAGGGCGAAACAUGA
Penicillium argentinense is the source of this 3828-nucleotide messenger RNA. Its product is annotated as CLH domain-containing protein. The transcript is spliced from 5 exons. The record is from RefSeq and is a predicted model, not a curated record. Gene Ontology annotation, cellular component: late endosome; HOPS complex. Gene Ontology annotation, molecular function: protein binding. The coding region runs from base 1 to 3828 and encodes 1275 amino acids. NCBI's taxonomy places the organism in Eukaryota, Fungi, Ascomycota, Eurotiomycetes, Eurotiales, Aspergillaceae. Gene Ontology annotation, biological process: vesicle-mediated transport; cellular response to starvation; protein targeting to vacuole.